AUGCUUCAUCAUUCAAAUAGCCGCCAGCAGAGGAACAGAGGAUCAAAAAUCAAAACGUUACUCAAGGUCACGUUACUCUUAGGUGUGGCUGUUUGGCUUGUGUAUCAGGUGAAGCAUUCUUAUGAUAAGAAAAAUGAGUACUACAAUGCUACCGAGGACCAGCUUUCCCAUGAUGAUAGAAGCAUGUUCCAGGGCAGGAAAGAAAGGCUAGGUACUUAUGGUGAUGGCAAUGUGGAAAAGGCGACAGAGACAACCGAUGUAAUAGGCAAACAAGAGGAAGAGAAGAGUGGAGAAAGUGUCUUUGACAAAGACAAUACUGACUCCCAUGAUGAUGAUUCUGGAAACACAGGGAGGUCAGAAGCUGAAGAAGGGCAAGUCAGUCGCGCAGAUGAUAAUGCAGAAGCACAUCGUAAUGAAACAUCUGAAUCCAACUCAUCUGAUGCUGAGACUAAAACUGAUGUCCAUUCAACUGGAGAUGAUGUACCCCAUGAAGAAGAGGCGCAAAGUGAUGGAUCCGCUAAUGCAGGUCAGAUCGAUGCAAGCGGCAAUGGCUCAGAUGGAGAGCAAGCUGAGAAAAAGGGCGCAGUGGAGUCUCAAGCUGACUCUGGGUCCCUUUCUGAAGAUACCAAGGCUGGAACAGGUGACGAGCAUUCCGCUGAGACUCUUCCAGAUGAAACAGGCAACAUACCAGCGGUUCAUAAUGCAAAUCCUCAAGGCGAUGCAGCUUCCAGUACAUCCGAUGCUUAUGGGCAUAGCAACAGUGAGACUGUUCAUAUAGAGGUUGGGUCUGAACAUGAAGGGGCAACAACAUCAUCUGUGACCACAUCUGGUGAUGCUGAGAAGGGUAAUUCUGUGGAGACUAAUCCAUCUGAUAGCAUCUCAGUAGAAGAAAAGGCUGGUGGUGAUGGCGAGAAGGGUUCAGAAACGAGUACAGCUAACGAGGCGUCAGGUGCCAAAGAAGCAAACCCUGAGGAAGGAAAUGCUGCAGCAGAAGUUCGCGCUGAACAGGCUGCAAAUACGCAGACAGAGAACUCCGAUAGAGCCUCUGCUGCUGCUGCUGCUGAAGGAGCAAAUGGUGGUUCUCUAGAAGAGACAAAGGCUGUGGAGAACCAGAUUGAUGGAGCUACAAAAGCGUCAAGCAAUGGUGAUCAGGACGAUAUCAAGAUUGAAACCAACACAUCAACCAGUGACGUGCACAAUGAACAUCAGAGUGCUGAUGCCAGUUCUGGGUCGAGCGGCUCAAAUGACACUGGCCCUGAACAAACUGGAAAAACUGAAACCCAGUGA
Triticum turgidum subsp. durum (durum wheat) is the source of this 1287-nucleotide messenger RNA. The record is from the annotation of a GenBank genome assembly. Lineage: Eukaryota; Viridiplantae; Streptophyta; Magnoliopsida; Poales; Poaceae.